This is a messenger RNA of Lingula anatina, 1880 nucleotides long. RefSeq names its product sorbitol dehydrogenase. The record is from RefSeq and is a predicted model, not a curated record. NCBI's taxonomy places the organism in Eukaryota, Metazoa, Brachiopoda, Lingulata, Lingulida, Lingulidae. Gene Ontology annotation, biological process: D-sorbitol catabolic process. Gene Ontology annotation, molecular function: L-iditol 2-dehydrogenase (NAD+) activity; zinc ion binding.
UGGCCUAAAUUGAUAAAUUCGGAUCAUUUUGACCCUUGAGGCAUUCCACACGUACGGCUUGUAACUAUUAGUAGGUCACAGAUUUUCAAUCGUGGCGUUGUGAGGAAGAUGACCGAUACCAACCUAACUGCCGUGCUCCGUACGAAGGGGGAUCUGCGACUGGAAGAAACAGAUAUUCCCCAACCUAAAAAAGGCGAGGUGCAGCUUGCCAUCCACUCUGUAGGCAUCUGUGGCUCUGAUGUCAAAUACUGGAAAGAUGGCGCUAUCGGUCACUUCGUGGUCAAGAAACCCAUGAUCCUCGGACACGAGACAAGCGGGACGGUGUCAGCGUUAGGGGAGGGUGUAACCAACCUGAAAGUUGGUGACCGCGUGGCGGUGGAGCCGGGUGUGCCUUGCAGGGUGUGUGACCUGUGCAAGGAGGGUCUGUAUAACCUGUGUCCUGACGUGGACUUCUGCGCGACACCCCCGGGCCACGGGAGUCUCAGGCGAUACUACUGCCACGCCGCGGACUUCUGCUACAAGCUCCCAGACCACGUAAGUCAAGAAGAGGGGGCGCUGCUGGAGCCGUUCUCUGUCGGUUUACACGCCUGUAGGCGCGCUGGAAUACAGCCGGGGUCUAGCGUACUGAUCAGUGGAGCUGGACCGAUAGGCCUAAUGUCCCUGGUCUCAGCUAAGGCAAUGGGAGCCUCUGAUGUCUGUGUGACCGACAUUUCUUCGGCACGCCUGGAGUUUGCUAUGGCGAUGGGUGCGACGCAUACUCUUCUAAUUGAGCAGGCAGACCGAGUGGAAGACCUUGCAGUUAAAGUGAAGGAACGCUUAGGCUGCAUGCCCUCUGUGACCGUAGAAUGCAGCGGAGCGGAAUCAGGGCUGCAGCUAGGCAUAAUUGCCACAAGACCAGGAGGGGUAGUGGCUGCCAUUGGUCACGGGUUGUCGUCUGUGGGAAUCCCAUUGGUCCUUGCCGUUGCCAAGGAGAUAGAUAUCCGCGGAUGUUUCCGGUAUUGCAACGACUACCAGCUUGCCCUAAAGCUCGUGGCCACGGGACAAGUUAACAUCAAACCGUUAAUCACACACCGGUUUACGCUGGGCCAAACGCUGGACGCCUUUGAAAUGGCAAAGAGCGGAAAAGCCGUAAAGUGCAUGAUUCGCUGUGCCAGAGACUAGUCUUUGGUUCUGAAUGGACGCUAUCUAGGUAUAAAACUAGUACCGGACUAUUUUUAAAUUUACCUUACUACAUUACCGAAAUAAUAGCAUAUUUUACAUACUACUCAAUAAUACUGUAUAUAUCUGGUUAAUUUAUAUGACACCCAAUCUAUCAGAACAGAAAGGAGAGUUGACAUUGUUUACGCAUGCGCAAUAGCCAUCAAACCAUUUCAAGGGCAAUAUAUCUAUAUACAGGGGUACAGCCGUUGUACCCAAGGCUACAGAAUAGGUAUUCUCAAACAAUUAAGCGUAUUCAGUGACAAACAUGUAGAGGUUUGUUAUUCAUUAUUUCUGGCGAAAAAGGUGAUUUCUUUAUUUACUGCUGUAAACUGUUAGAGUGAUCGAUCAAUGCAUAUUUGAUUGCCGAAGUUCACAAAAGGUGAACUUUUUUAUAAAGAAAAUGAGCUUGUCGACGUGCUAGCUAAACGUGCUUGAGAAAAAUAUAACUGUCUCACUUUUACUACAAUACCUCUUUGGGCUGAUAUUGAUUGAAUAUUAUAAUUUUUUUGCGUUUAGAUUUUUUAUUUUGAGAAAUGCCUGGCACAUCUCGUAUAAUGAAUAGCUGAAAAGUGACAUUAACUCAGCUGGCGUAAUUAAAAGGCGGUAUAUUGUAGAGAUAUCUUAUUAAAACAGUCAAAUCCAUAAGAAAUUAAACAAAGUAACCAAAGUUACCAAUUACC